CCCCUUCAGUUUGGUAUCGUCCACUUAGCGGACAACAAACAUGGCAGCCACCAUAGGAACAAAAUUGCCCAUCUUCAGGAGGUUUUCGCAAAUGUUGUUCGCUAGCUUUGGUUCUGUCGGCAGUAAGAGAUGCUGGCACGGUUUUUUAAGCCCAUUCACCUGCUCUUCAUGUCAACAAAAUCGUCUGUUCCGAACAAGCAAUGGUCCCUUGAGACACGGAGAUUUCGAGUAUCAAGACCCAAAGUCGGAGGAUGAGAUAGUCAACAUUACCUAUGUUACAAAAGAUGGAGAAAGAAUCCCGAUUCGGGGGAAGAUCGGAGACAAUGUCAUGUACCUGGCACAUAGAUAUGAUAUCCCCAUUGAAGGAGCGUGUGAGGCCUCCCUUGCCUGUUGCACCUGUCAUGUUUACGUACAUGAUGACUACUCAGACAGGAUUCAGGAGCCUACAGAAGAGGAAGAGGACAUGUUGGACAUGGCACCAUUUUUACGUGAGAGUUCCAGACUCAGUUGUCAGAUUGUUCUGAGUAAGGAGCUAGACGGGAUAGAAGUCACCCUACCUCAGGCCACCAGGAACUUCUAUGUGGACGGUCAUGUACCUGAACCUCACUAGUAUCUGUAGUAGGAACUACUGACUGAGACUGUUCUGUUAGCUCCGCCCAUGAGGUGUCGCCAAAAAAUAAAUGUCAUGAAUGAACAAACAUGCCCUGCUGAUUCAUAUCAGAGUAGUACAAAAUGUAAUCAUCACAGUGCAAAGUUUACCAAAGUGAUUAUACUGUUUUAGUAGGAAUGCGCAACUAUUUUUGUUGUUCUACAUCAUGUGAUGAAUAAAUGUACAAUUUGUC
Messenger RNA from Branchiostoma belcheri (Belcher's lancelet), 842 nucleotides. Its product is annotated as adrenodoxin-like protein, mitochondrial. Gene Ontology annotation, cellular component: mitochondrion. Bases 41 to 610 code for a protein of 189 amino acids. The record is from RefSeq and is a predicted model, not a curated record. Gene Ontology annotation, molecular function: 2 iron, 2 sulfur cluster binding. Gene Ontology annotation, biological process: P450-containing electron transport chain; positive regulation of oxidoreductase activity. NCBI's taxonomy places the organism in Eukaryota, Metazoa, Chordata, Leptocardii, Amphioxiformes, Branchiostomatidae. The transcript has 5 exons.